Messenger RNA from Penicillium angulare, 1713 nucleotides. RefSeq lists its product as uncharacterized. Gene Ontology annotation, molecular function: calcium:proton antiporter activity. Bases 1 to 1713 code for a protein of 570 amino acids. NCBI's taxonomy places the organism in Eukaryota, Fungi, Ascomycota, Eurotiomycetes, Eurotiales, Aspergillaceae. The record is from RefSeq and is a predicted model, not a curated record. Gene Ontology annotation, biological process: calcium ion transmembrane transport; intracellular calcium ion homeostasis. Gene Ontology annotation, cellular component: fungal-type vacuole membrane. The transcript has 4 exons.
AUGGUCAGAGAUGGCCAUCUGGAAGCAGAUGAGCAAAUUGACACAACCAGACCUUUCCACGACAGUUCAGUAUGUGGAGACGAGUCCCAUCUGAUUGACGAUUGUGGUUCGAGCAUCCAUUCUGGAAAUAGGUCCCGUGCCCAACAAUGGGGAAUCAAUCAAAAUGGCUCUAUUGCAAAUGCAUCAGACAAUAUUUCCCGCCAUGUCAAGGAGUUUUUCCAUUCCAGUCGACCCCGAAGUUCGACGACAACUUCCAUGCCCAGAGCAGUUCAGUGUGAUGCUUGCGACAAACCCCGUGCAGCCUUUAAGAGAAAGUGUAAAGAUCUGAUCACUUCGAAGAACCUCAUCUCGAUACCUUUCGCUCUUGUAGCAAUUUUUGUUUCCUUAACCGACAUUUCCCCGCUGGUGAUCUUUAUCUGGAAUCUCAUCGCCAUCGUACCCCUCUCGAUCACCUUGACCCUUGCGACCGAACAAUUAUCCCAGGAAUUAGGAGAAACUGCCGGCGCGCUCUUAAACAUAACAGUCGGUAAUCUUGCCGAGUUGAUUAUCUUCACGGCUCUUAUGAAAGACAACAUCAGAGUUGUACAGGCAUCUCUUCUUGGGUCUAUCCUUGUAAACCUGCUUCUGGUUUUGGGCUCUGCCAUCAUCGCUGGUGGAUUGAAAUCAGCCGAUCUCACAUAUAACAGCGACCUAACUCAUGCAUUUAUCGGAUUGCUGAAUCUGACAGUAUCAUGUCUUAUGAUCCCCACGGCAUUUUACGGCAGCGUGCAAAGUGUCAAAUCCGCAGAUAAUAUGUCCCUCAACUUCAGCAGAGGAGUUUCCGUCAUUCUCCUCUGCAUUUACUUCCUAUACCUGUUCUUCCAGUUCCGAUCACACGCCCACCUUUUCCGCUCUUCAAACGUCCCCCUACAAGUCAACAAACUGGCAUCCCACCGACCGAGCCGAAGAUCCUCAUACGACCAGAUGUUCAUAGAUAUCGAAUCCCAAUCUGAUACGGAAUCCGAGUCGGGGUCUUUGAUCGGCAAGCCUACCGAGCGACCGGAGAUGCAACAAAUUCAAUCCCCGGGUCCUUCAUCUCCAAUGAACGACAUGCGACCUGAUUCAGCGGUCCCACUGGGAGAUAUUGAUACCACUCCCCGAACGCAUACACGCCAUCGCUCUUGGCACUCAGCCCGCGCUGAAACGACAGACGAAGCUGACACACACCAUUGUAAAUACAUGUCGCUCGCAAACCGUAUCACUGCCAUCGUUCUGCUGGUUGCUUCAACCGCCCUCAUCGCAAUUUGCGCCGAAUUCUUCGCCUCCAGUUUCGAAAUAUUGAACGAGAAGGGCAUCCUCGGAGAAUCAUUCGUUGGACUGAUCGUUAUCCCGGUCGCUGGAAACGUCGCCGAGAAUGUCACUGCCGUUAUUGUGGCGAGCAAGAAUCAGCUCGAUCUUGCGAUCAGUGUUGCUCUUGGCUCUGCUAUUCAGAUCGGUCUUUUGGUAGCUCCUGUGAUUGUCCUUGCUGCAUGGGCUUUGGAUAAACCGAUGACAUUGCAUUUUGAUCGCUUCGGCAUGGUCACACUGGUUGGUUCUGCGCUCCUCGUCAGUUUUCUUGUCCUCAAGGGGAAAACAAACUACUUGGAGGGAGCUAUCCUGUGUGCCUGCUUUGCUGCUAUAUCGUAUGUUCUCACAACCCCCAUUGGCAUUCACCUUCUAUUACUAACUGUCUGA